This is a messenger RNA of Magnolia sinica, 3592 nucleotides long. RefSeq names its product pentatricopeptide repeat-containing protein At5g14080. The record is from RefSeq and is a predicted model, not a curated record. The transcript is spliced from 3 exons. Lineage: Eukaryota; Viridiplantae; Streptophyta; Magnoliopsida; Magnoliales; Magnoliaceae. Gene Ontology annotation, molecular function: protein binding. Bases 87 to 1895 code for a protein of 602 amino acids.
UCUGCGAAUUCCUCUCCCUAAGAACCAAACGAACGCCACACGCUCUCACGCUCUCUCUCUCUCGCCACUCCCUCCCUCUCUCCCUCAUGAUCGCAUCUCCCUCUGCAGCUGCUGCAAAGCUAUUCAGAAGAUCUCUCAUUGCUCCCUCCAUCCGCCCUCCUCUCUCCUCCCUUUCUUUUCUCCACCACCCUUUCUCCUCUUCUUCCUCCCACACCCUUCCAAUCCAAUCCCUCAAUCCCCUCCCUUCCCUCAUCAAAACCCACAAAUCCCCUCUCAGUCCAACCCUCCACCGCUCCGCAAUCGCCGCCUCCAUCCUCCAUCAAAACCCCACCAGAGCAUUCUUCUCAUUCAUCCAACUCACCCUCUGCGAUCGUUGGACGGACCCCACCACCUCCAAUUCCCUCCUCGCCGCUCUCUCCUCAAAUGGGCAUUUUGAAUUUUCCAAAAUUGUAUUCGAUACGAUGGUCUUCCGGAAAACCGCUCUCAGUAACGUCGGCUUUGGUGUUUUCACUAAUGCAUUCUCCCGUGUUAUGGAAUUGGAGAAGAUCUUGCACUUAUUGGAUGAAACCAAGGACCGAAUGGAAGGGAUUAACGGGUCCGUAAUUGCAUUUUCGAUUGUUGAUAGUCUCUGUCGGGCAUCAAGAUUUUCUGACGCUUCACAGGCUUUGGAGGAUCUUCGCUGCAGAGGGUGUAAACCCGAUUUCAUGGCCUACUGGGUCAUCAUCCAAGGGUUCAGAUCGAUCGGUAGAGUAGACGAAGUAGUUAGCAUUUCGAAACGGAAGAGGAAGCUGGGCGUUGCACCGAGGAUGAAUGAAUAUGCUGAGUAUAUAUAUGGGUUGAUUUCGGAGGGGAUGAUUCGUGAAGCAAAAGAAUUGGGCGAGGCGAUCGUCGGCGGGGAUUUCCCAAUCAAUGAUGAUGUUUUGAAUGCGUUGAUCAGUUCGGUAUCUAGUGUUGAGCCCAAUGCAGCCAUCGCAUUUUUGAAAUACAUGGUGCAGAAGGAGAGGUUCCCCACUCUCUCGACAUUGAGAGACUUGAGUCGGAAUCUCUGUAGGAAUGGGGAGAUCGAUGAAAUGUGGGGUGUUUUUCGCAUUUUGGAUUCGAAGAGUUAUUUCUCAGAUUUGGAGCAUUACAAUUUGAUGGUGUCGUUCUUGUGUACGGCGGGGAGAGUGAAAGAGGCGUAUAGUGUUCUUAAGGAGAUGAGGAAGAACAGCUGUGGCCCGGACGUUUCAAUUUAUAAUUCCGUGAUGGAGGCUUGCUGUAGGGAAGAUCUAUUGCGGCCUGCCAAGAAGCUGUGGGAUGAGAUGUUUGCAAAUGGGUGUAAGGGGAAUUUGCAGACUUACAACAUCCUUAUUGGUAAAUUCUCGGAAAUGGGUGAAGUCGAAGAGGCGAACCAUCUAUUCCAUCACAUGUUGGAGAAAGGAGUGCAGCCUGAUAGUAUGACCUACACAUCGAUAAUUGAAGGGUUGUGCAGAGAAGGAAUGGUGGAUUUGGCGUAUGAGAUCUUUAAUUCGUCUUUGGAACAGGAUAUUGUUCUUGAUGGAUCCACAUUGAAUACAUUAGUCCUUUCUAUAUGUAAACAAGGUCAUUUCAUUGCAGCUUCGAAAGUCAUGCGUGGGCUCGCCCCUUCUAAUAUAGACAGCUUCAGAUCACACAUUGUUCUGCUCAAGAGCUUUGCAGAGGCUGGGGAGAUUGAUAUGGCCAUUGACCACAUCAAAUGGAUCCAAGAUACUUCCCCUCUGAAAUCAGGUGCAAUAACAAGCGAACUCAUAGCAUCCCUUUCUUCUUCAUCAAAGCCAGAGCCUGUUCUGCAAUUGCUUCAUAAGAUGAAGGAACGGGGCCUAGCUUCUGAAGAUUACCCAUGGGUUGAUUUAUGCAAAGAAUCGUUCGAAUGGUGAUGGCCAAGCGUACAUAUGCAAUGUGCAUGGAAAAUCUUGAUUAAAGGUAGCAAAAUCAGAUGCCAGAUGGAUGAUGAAUACAGACCCUGACUAAUUGAUGGUGGGUCCACUGGAUGGAUUAUCUGGACUAUCAUGCAUGCGGCUGAUCACAGGGACUUUAAUAGUCGCGCUAAGAGCAGUCUCACGGUAAGUGAUGUGAUGACAUGCAGGACAUGCCUACUCUGAAUUCUUAUCAGGCGAUUGGGAUUUGGUGGGGCCUGCAUCUCAUCCCUGUUUGAUCUUUCUCUCCACUUUGUUUCACAGCAACAGCACUGAGUCAUGAGCCUCAUCAAAUGUACCGUUUGUUGGCACAUGAUACCAUACAUGUGGUGUCCAUGGUUUAGUGAUCAGGCCAUUGCUCUGAUGGGCCCAACAAUGGACAGGCGGAUCCCAACCUUUUGAUCAGUGGCCUACAAGUAGACAGUUGACAAGAGAAAUACCACAGCAGUCCAAAUUCAACAGAAAAUAUCCCAAAGAUGGAAAGGUUAGAUCUUUAUGUGAGAUUUUUGGGCAUCUUCCCAUCCACAUGGAACCCAUCACAUAAAACAGUUUUGAUCAUUGAACCAUCGGGCCCACAUGUAGAGAAUCUGGGACCUCCACAAAUUAUACAUUUGCAAGGCUUGGUACACUUACAAUUACUCCACAUGAAAAGUCUUCGCAGCACACGCUCUAUGUGGCACAUGUGUAAGAUUCUGCCCAUUCCUCAGGUUAAAAACCCCCUGGCCAAAAUAUCAUUGGCACUUGUGUGCCCCACCUGAUGAAUACACAGGAUCUCAGGCAUAUGUACUUCAUUGGCACAUGUGCCAAACAGAUACUGCUCACCAAAAUCUCAAAUGAUAAGGAGACCACGAAGAUACACACCAUUAAAGAAAGGAUUCCCCCCUUAAGUGGGGCCCAUGUUCAUUGAUCCAGGCCAUUAGUCUAGUGUAUCCCACUGUGGAUGGACCAAGUCACAAGGAUCUCCUGCAUUGGAUCAGUACUGGGACUUGUUUCCAGUUGACUGUGGACUGUUGUUUUACCUCUCUUUUUAACUGUCUAUCUGCCACCCUCUAACCAAGAGGUUAAGACUUUCCUUUCUAGGAGAAUUUUGGGGCAUGAUCCAUCCAUAAUGGGACAUAACAAACAAAUGGUCUGGAUCCAUGGGCCCCAGGUAUACCAACCAAACUUGCAAUUAAUCACAAAAUCCCCCUUUUCCCAAUCAUGUUUAUAGCCCAUUUAAUUACUUGCAGAGCUUUGGUAAGCCCAUGCACAUGUACAAGGCAACCCAUCUGCAUGCCACAAUAGGUGCCAUCGUAGAUGGGUGCAAGAUCCAAGCCGUCCAUUAUAUGGGUUCACGCUGAAAGAUGCCUUUGGCCAAAAAAUCGGGGCGGUCCAUUUGUCAGGUUGAUCACAGUUCAAGAAACAAAUGGAUGGCCAGAAAAGGAAAAAACUUGGUGAAGUUUUUCUAAGACAUCGUGCCUUUCAAACAUCAUGGCCCACCUGAAGAAUGGAACAGCCUGUUUUUUGCAGACCCAUCUUAUGGACGACUAGGAUCUUGCUCUGGUAUGCCACAGUGGCACUAAGAGUGGCUAGAUUGCUGUGUGCAUGCAUGUGAAGCUUACCAAACCUUUUUAUCAGAUUCUCCAAACGCAUGCAUUGGAUUGCCAAUUACACAUGUU